AUGAUGGCGCUGGCACGGCAUCUGAAGUUUCUGCUAACCUUCGGGUCUCUCGUCUCCGCGUUCGCAUUGCCUUCGCUGCAGAAGACGCUGGAUGACGACGAGGACAAUGACGAUACGCCUCUACCCUUGGUCAUCUGGCAUGGUCUUGGCGAUAACUACGCUGCUGCAGGCCUUCGAGAGGUUGGCGAGCUGGCCGAGGCCAUCAACCCCGGAACACUCGUCUACUACAUCCGCAUGGACGAGAAUGCAUCGCGCGACCGCUCCGCCACCUUCCUCGGAAACGUGACCCAGCAGAUCGAGAAGGUUUGCAGCGACCUCGCAGCUCACCCCAUCCUCUCGACCGCUCCUGCUAUCGAUGCCCUCGGCUUCAGUCAGGGCGGCCAGUUCCUCCGCGGAUACGUCCAGAGAUGCAACAACCCGCCGAUCCGCAGCCUAGUCACGUUCGGCUCUCAGCACAACGGCAUCAGUUCAUUCAGGGACUGCCCGUUCAAUGACUGGGUCUGCAAGGGAGCUAUGGCUCUGUUGAAGUACAACACCUGGUCCGGCUUUGUACAGAACCGACUGGUCCCAGCCCAGUACUACCGAGACCCACUGGAAUAUGACCAAUACUUGGAGAACUCCAACUUUCUUGCCGACAUCAACAACGAGCGUGUCUUGAAGAAUGUGACCUACAAGGAGAACUUGGCGAAGCUCGUCAACUUGGUUCUGUACAUGUUCGAGGAGGACACAACGGUCAUCCCCAAGGAGACCGCAUGGUUUGAGGAGGUCAAUGGAACGGAGAUCACCCCACUGCGCGCAAGAAAGCUGUACUCCGAGGACUGGCUUGGUCUACGGGAGCUGGAUCGCAAAGGCGGGCUCAAAUUCAGAACCACUCCUGGUGAUCACAUGCAGUUGUCGGAGAAGACCCUGAAUGAUACUUUCAAGGAAUUCUUCGGGCCACUGAAGAAGACUUUCUCACCGGAGCCAACCCAGCUGGGGCCGGAAGAGCUGUAA
Messenger RNA from Phaeoacremonium minimum UCRPA7, 993 nucleotides. RefSeq names its product putative palmitoyl-protein thioesterase 1 protein. The record is from RefSeq and is a predicted model, not a curated record. The coding region runs from base 1 to 993 and encodes 330 amino acids. The transcript has 2 exons. Gene Ontology annotation, molecular function: palmitoyl hydrolase activity; thiolester hydrolase activity. Gene Ontology annotation, cellular component: lysosome. Lineage: Eukaryota; Fungi; Ascomycota; Sordariomycetes; Togniniales; Togniniaceae.